AUGGAGGAGCAAAUUCAGAGAGGCCACUGCAAAUGGUUUGACUCGAAGAAGGGCUUCGGGUUUAUCACCGCCGAAGACGGCACUGACCUCUUCGUCCAUCAGACGGAGAUCAAGGCUCAAGGCUUCAGAAACCUUGCUGAGGGAGAGAGUGUGGAGUUCCGUGUCCAAGUUGGCCACGAUGGAAAGAGAAAGGCUGUUGGCGUGACUGGCCCGAACGGUGGUUUCGUGCAGGGUGAACCACGACGCAUGGACGCCGGCCGCGGGGGCUACCGCGGAGACGGCAACCAAGGCCCCAGAUACGGUGGCAACGCCGGUGGUUACAAUGGGGGAUACAACAAUGGGUAUGGCAACCCCGCCCCUGGCGGCUAUGGCUAUUAA
Molecule: messenger RNA, 378 nt
Organism: Neospora caninum
Lineage: Eukaryota; Apicomplexa; Conoidasida; Eucoccidiorida; Sarcocystidae
Product: cold-shock protein, DNA-binding, related
Exons: 3
Coding region: 1-378 (125 amino acids)
Molecular function (GO): nucleic acid binding
Source: RefSeq, a predicted model, not a curated record